AUGUUUAUAUCCGUGUUGGCUGUGCCCCCAGCUAACAUCCCUUGGUGGAAAAUUGCCGCUGGGACCGUUUACUGCCAACUCCGGCGUCAUUUCGCUACGGAACCGCAGCGCAUAUACCAGCAUACGCUCCGCAGAUCUACUACAGAUCUUGACAAAUAUCCGCCACGUGACCUGCAAUCUGCAAAGCAAAGCGAAUCCGCUUUUGUUGUUCCGAGGCGUGGCAACGUUCCAUAUUACGGAGCAAACACAACGCGGCAACCUGUACCACUAAGCGCGACUACCGUCACGUGGGAUUCACCUAAACCCGCGGAUAAUGCGACCGUUGUACGAGUUGCACUAGUAGGUCUUCCUAACGCGGGUAAAAGUUCCCUAAUGAAUGCGUUGCUAAAUGUACCAAUCGCAGCAGUAUCGCCCAAGGUGAAUACCACCCGGGAGGAUAUAAAGGGUGUUAUCUGUGACGGAAACUGCCAAAUGAUCUUCACAGACUGCCCUGGUAUCCUAGAAUCUCAUCGUAGACGGAGGUUCUGUGCACCUCUCGUUGACACCGCAUGGCGGGUGUACCGUGAAGCGGAUGUCUGUCUAUUCGUUAUCGACGCGGUGAAACGUCCACGUGCCGAUCUGUUCAGGGUGAUAAGGCUACUCGCGGGUUCGACACCUUCCGAUUCUAGUGCACAUCCAUUGCCUUUGGGCGAUGACGGCCGGGUGUACGACUCAACACAAGGCGUUGCUGAUGAUGUGUAUGAGUUAGAGGACGGAGAUAUCUCCGAUGACGGCACUGCAGACUAUUCCUCUGAUACCGACUACGGGUUGGCUGUAUCGUCUGAACCUAGAAAGCCAGUGGCCCUUGUGUUGAACAAAAUAGACUUGGUUCAGCAUAAGAAAUGGGUGAGGGCACGUACCCGUGAAAUGAAAAACCAUGGUACAUUUUCCGAGAUAUUUUACACCAGUGCUAAGCAUGGGUUGGGUUGCGAGCACAUAUUUGGAUUUUUGAAGAGCGUUGCAAAACCUGGUCCGUGGGUCUACCCACCUGACAUGGUUACUACAAUGUCCAAGGUCCAGGUCGUCGAGCAGUCUGUGCGUACCUAUCUGUAUUGCUGGUUUAACAGAGAGCUACCAUACCAAGUUAACCAAAAAGUGAUUGGAUGGACAACUGCGGAGAAUGGCGCGCUCAUAAUUGAAAUGGAGCUAUACGUUCGCAACGACAAGGCGGCCAAAAUCAUUUGCGGCAUCGAGGGCCGUAUCGUCAAACAAAUGCAGAAAAACGUCUCCUAUAGGUUAAGUAGAAUGUGGAGCGAGCCGGUAUUUGUGUAUAUACACGUGAAGGUGAAAGCGGCCUUCUUAUAA
Messenger RNA from Babesia sp. Xinjiang, 1344 nucleotides. It is a transcript of the gene era, whose product is annotated as GTPase Era. The transcript is spliced from 3 exons. Gene Ontology annotation, molecular function: ribosomal small subunit binding; rRNA binding; GTP binding. Bases 1 to 1344 code for a protein of 447 amino acids. The record is from RefSeq and is a predicted model, not a curated record. Lineage: Eukaryota; Apicomplexa; Aconoidasida; Piroplasmida; Babesiidae. Gene Ontology annotation, biological process: ribosomal small subunit assembly.